AUGGUGCUAAUGGUGAUUGUCUUCUUGCUGCUCGUGCUCUGGGAAAACGAGCUGACCGGGGACGUCAUGCUGACAUCCAUAGAGCAUUUGCACGUAGACUACCCUCAGAACACGGUCCCCCGGCGGUACUGCAACUAUAUGAUCCUGCAGAGAGUCAUCCGGGAACCCGACCACACGUGCACAAAGCUGCACGUCUUCAUCCACGAGAGGCCGCAGAAAAUCAACAGCGUCUGCACGUCCUCCAAGAAGAAGAGCUGCCCAAACUACUCGGAGGUUUUCUGCUUCCAGAGUGAGACGAGAUUCAGAAUGACAGUCUGUCAGCUCAUUGACGACGGCACCAAAUACCCUGCUUGUAGGUACCACAUCUCCCCUAUAGAGGGGUUCAUCCUUGUCACCUGUGAUGACUUAGGACCGGUUAAUUUUCAGGGGUAUGUUGAAUGACUUGCCAGCUCACAGAGGGUGUGAACUUCU
Molecule: messenger RNA, 471 nt
Organism: Myodes glareolus (Bank vole)
Lineage: Eukaryota; Metazoa; Chordata; Mammalia; Rodentia; Cricetidae
Gene: Rnase12
Product: ribonuclease A family member 12 (inactive)
Biological process (GO): defense response to Gram-positive bacterium
Molecular function (GO): nucleic acid binding; RNA nuclease activity
Source: RefSeq, a predicted model, not a curated record